GAAGUGAAGGCGGAAGUGUAGUUCAUGUCUCUCUAUGGCACUGAUCAAAACUAUUCAACCGACUGAAACCUGUGAAGAUCGUGGGUGUCGUGAGGCCUACUGGUGCAACCAAAAGGUGACAGUAUGGCUGAGCCGGACCCCCAGAGAAACUUCCGCUCUGCCUAUUACGAGAAAGUGGGAUUCCGAGGAGUGGAGGAGAAGAAGUCAUUGGAGAUACUGCUGAAAGAUAACCCAUUGGACGUGGAGAAGCUGAGUACAUUCAGUCAGAGAUUCCCUCUACCCUCCAUGUACAGAAUACACGUGUGGAAGGUACUUUUAGGCAUCCUACCGCCACACAGUGAUUCUCACACGCUGGUGGCAGGGUACCGCCGCGAGCAGUACCUUGAUAUCCUGGAGGCGCUGGAGGUGAUGAGGUUCGUCCACUCGGCCACGCCUCCGACCCACGUUUACCUGCGCAUGUUCCAGCUGGAGAGCCGGACACUUCCCCGGCGCUGCGACACCACAGACCCGGACCAGGAGGAUGAGGACUUCCUGGCCGUCGGCAGAGCCAUGGAGGAGAUCGUCGACGACCCCGUAGACUGCUAUUGGCUGAUCAAGUGCUUCGUCAAUCAGUUCAACAACAAGUUCGGGGACUCCAUCCCCCACUUGCCCAAGAGCCUGGAGCACUACCUCAGCCAGGAGGAAUCCAGGCUGCUGAACCAUCUGAAGAACAUGGGAGCCCUGGAGCAGCUUCCUUACAACCUGUGGUUCCGUCGCUGCUUCGCUGGCUGUCUGCCCGAAUCCAGCCUGCAAAGGGUGUGGGACAAGGUGGUCAGCGGCUCCUGCAAGAUCCUGGUGUUUGUCGCCGUGGAGAUUCUGCUCAGCUACAAGAUCAUGCUGAUGGGUAUGAAUCGACCGGAGGGCGUGGUCAGCUUCCUGUGCAAAAUCCCCCAGGAGAACACAGACGCCAUCGUGACCAAGGCCAUCGACCUGUGGCACAAGUACUGCGGCACACCCAUGCACUCUGUGUAGCGCCGGGAGGUCCCCAGGGCGACCCCCCCCCCCCUUCCCCGGAGAUUCCGCUCCAGGACCUCCUCGCUUUGGUGACGCGACG
Molecule: messenger RNA, 1093 nt
Organism: Hypomesus transpacificus
Lineage: Eukaryota; Metazoa; Chordata; Actinopteri; Osmeriformes; Osmeridae
Gene: tbc1d7
Product: TBC1 domain family, member 7
Exons: 8
Coding region: 124-1011 (295 amino acids)
Biological process (GO): negative regulation of TOR signaling; activation of GTPase activity
Molecular function (GO): GTPase activator activity
Source: RefSeq, a predicted model, not a curated record